Erigeron canadensis is the source of this 2226-nucleotide messenger RNA. RefSeq names its product (-)-kolavenyl diphosphate synthase TPS28, chloroplastic-like. The record is from RefSeq and is a predicted model, not a curated record. Bases 1 to 2226 code for a protein of 741 amino acids. NCBI's taxonomy places the organism in Eukaryota, Viridiplantae, Streptophyta, Magnoliopsida, Asterales, Asteraceae. Gene Ontology annotation, molecular function: magnesium ion binding; terpene synthase activity. The transcript is spliced from 12 exons. Gene Ontology annotation, cellular component: chloroplast. Gene Ontology annotation, biological process: gibberellin biosynthetic process.
AUGUCUUAUAUAUAUAUAGAUGGGCAAGAGCAAAGUAAUUCUCCAUUUGUGAAACAUGCUAUUGCUGUGGAUGAGUCAAACAAAACUCAUGUUAUUUCUAUCACCAGUUCGGAGACCAAAGAUAUCCAAGAAUAUGUCGAAGAAAUCAAGUCAAUAUUUGGAUCAAUGGGAGAUGGAGAGAUUAGUUCCUCAGCUUACGACACAGCUUGGGUUGCACUAAUUGAAAAUAUCAACGGACCAAACUUUGGUCCUCAAUUCCCCUCGAGUCUAGAAUGGAUCGUGAACCAUCAGCUUCCAGAUGGCUCGUGGGGUGAGCCUAUGUUGUUUUCGGCCUUCGAUAGGCUCCUCAACACGUUAGCUUGUGUUGUCGCAUUAACUUAUUGGAAGGUUCAUCCUCAUAAGCGUGAUAAAGGAAUGAAAUUUGUGAAUGAAAACAUGAACAAGCUUGAAGACGAGAAGGAUGAACACAUGACAGCUGGUUUUGAGAUGAAUUUCACUAAGCUCCUUACACUUGCAGAACAACUAGGAAUCAAAAUGGAAGUGGACUCCAAGGUUUUGAAGGAUAUAUAUGCAAGACGAGACCUCAAGCUUGUAAAAAUACCAAUGGACGUAUUCCAUACAACCCCGACAACUCUCCUUCAUAGCUUGGAAGGAAUGAAUUCUAAAGAUUUGGAAUGGGAAAAACUUCUAAAAUUUCAACGCUUUAAUGGAUCCAUCGCCUUCUCUCCAGCAGCAACAGCUUUUGCCUUCAUGCAAACUAAGGAUCAAAAUUGUCUUGCAUAUUUGACUAACCUUGUUUCCCAAUUUAAUGGUGGAGUGCCAAUGGCGUACCCUGUAGACCUUUUUGAACAUAUUUGGACUAUUGAUCGCCUGCAACGUCUUGGAGUUGCACGUUAUUUUCGUUCUGAGAUCAAGGAUUGUGCAGCUCAUAUCUACAGGCAUUGGAAUGAUCAGGGAAUCGGAUAUUCCAGACACGUUGAUGUACCCGACCUUGACGAUACAUCGAUGGGUUUUCGAGUUCUUAGAUUAAAUGGUUAUCAAGUAUCUCCAGAUGCGUUUCACCGGUUCAAUAAAGAUGGAAAAUUUGUGUGUUAUACGGACUCAACAUCACAAGCUAUAACAGUCACCUUUAAUGUCUUUCGAGCAUCUCAAGUGUUGUUUCCAGGAGAACAAAUCCUCAAUGAUGCCAAAAUGUUUUCCCAAAACUAUCUGACCCAAAAGCAAUCAACCAACCAGCUUUUAGACAAAUGGGUUGUAGCUAAGGACUUGCCAGGAGAGGUAGGUCAUGCGCUCGACGUGCCAUGGUACGCUAGCUUACCUCGACUUGAGGCAAGAUAUUACUUGGAACAAUAUGGAGGUGCGAAAGACAUCUGGAUAGCCAAGAUUCUCUAUAGGAUGGGAAACGUUAGCAAUGACACAUAUCUUGAGAUGGCCAAAAUUGACUACAAUCACUGUCAAGCAAUUCAUCAAUUAGAAUGGUGCCAUCUUCAAAAAUGGUAUGCAGAUCUUAAUAUUGAGGGAAACCUAAACACAAGUCUUUUAUCGUCUUACUACGAGGCAGCGUCAAGCAUAUUUGAACCAGAAAGACGCACUGAGCGACUAGCUUGGGCCAAAACGAUCAUCCUACUCAAAGCCAUUACCUCAUUCUUUACCAAACCCGAAGUGUCAAACAAUGACACACAAGCAUUCAUACAUGCAUUCACAAAUUCCCAAUUCCAUCAUAAAGGCAAGAAACAAUGGCAGGUGUUGGUGUAUGCAAUUCGUGAAACUCUCAAACAGAUCUCCUCAGAAACAACGGCAGCCUAUGGCAUAGAUAUCUACCCGCACCUCCAUGGUGCUUGGACAUCAUGGCUAUUGGGCUGGCAAAAAGGAGCAGAUGAAGCACAAGGAAAAGCAGAACUUAUAAUUAGUAUGAUAAUUAUGAGCAGUGGCCAAUUGUUACCUGAGGAACUAUUAUUUCAUCCUCAAUACAAGCGACUCUCUAAAAUCACAGAUGACCUCUGUCACCAAAUCUCCCGUGAGGGGAAAAAUACCAUAGGCUCUGAAAUCGAAUCCAAAAUGCAAGAACUUGUGCAACUCGUGCUAUGCCACUCACCUGAGGAUCUUGAUCCAGAUUUAAAACAGACGUUUUUAUUAGUAGCCAAAACGUUCUACUACAAUUCCUACUUUGACCCUGAUACUAUAACCCGCCACAUUAGCAAAGUAUUGUUUGAAGAUGUAAUUUGA